Messenger RNA from Neogale vison (American mink), 2000 nucleotides. RefSeq names its product mitochondrial fission regulator 1 like (gene MTFR1L). Gene Ontology annotation, cellular component: mitochondrion. The transcript has 7 exons. Lineage: Eukaryota; Metazoa; Chordata; Mammalia; Carnivora; Mustelidae. The coding region runs from base 222 to 1100 and encodes 292 amino acids. The record is from RefSeq and is a predicted model, not a curated record. Gene Ontology annotation, biological process: mitochondrial fission; aerobic respiration.
UCCGGGGGCGGGUCAGCGGAAGUGAGGGCGGAUGAGUCUGGGCGGCCCGCUGAGGUAGGAGGGGCCGUGAGGUGAGUGAGUCCCGGAGCCGGAGUCUGAGGAAGGGAAAUCUGGUGUUCCUUAAAGAUGGCCUGAUAUGAAGAAAUCACGCCUCCAGCCUCCCCAAGCCCCCAGAGCUGCCCUGUGGCUGCCUUGUCCUUCAAGUGCAGGAGCUGGUUGAAAUGUCCGGGAUGGAAGCCAAUGUGACCAUCCCAAUCUGGCAAAACAAACCACAUGGGGCUGCUCGCAGUGUAGUGAGAAGAAUUGGGACCAACCUGCCCCUGAAGCCAUGUCCCCGGGCAUCCUUCGAGACCCUGCCCAACAUCUCUGAUCUGUGUCUGAGGGAUGUACCCCCAGUCCCUACUCUGGCUGACAUCGCCUGGAUUGCUGCAGAUGAAGAGGAGACAUAUGCCCGGGUCAGAAGUGACACACGGCCCCUGAGGCAUACCUGGAAACCCAGCCCUUUGAUUGUCAUGCAGCGCAAUGCCUCAGUGCCCAAUCUGCGUGGGUCCGAGGAGAGGCUUCUGGCCUUGAAGAAGCCAGCCCUGCCAGCCCUAACCCGCACCACAGAGCUGCAGGAUGAGCUGAGCCACCUGCGCAGCCAGAUUGCUAAGAUAGUGGCAGCUGAUGCAGCUUCGGCUUCAUUAACGCCAGAUUUCUUAUCUCCAGGAAGUUCAAAUGUCUCUUCUCCCUUACCUUGUUUUGGAUCCUCAUUCCACUCUACAACUUCCUUUGUCAUUAGUGACAUCACCGAGGAGACCGAGGUAGAGGUCCCUGAGCUUCCAUCAGUCCCCCUGCUUUGUUCUGCCAGCCCUGAAUGUUGCAAACCAGAACACAAAGCUACCUGCAGCUCGUCUGAAGAGGAUGACUGUGUCUCUCUGUCCAAGGCCAGCAGCUUUGCAGAUAUGAUGGGGAUCCUAAAGGACUUUCACCGGAUGAAACAGAGCCAAGAUCUGAACCGGAGUUUAUUGAAGGAGGAAGACCCUGCUGUCCUUAUCUCUGAGGUCCUAAGGAGGAAGUUUGCUCUGAAGGAAGAAGAUAUUAGUAGAAAAGGAAACUGAUAGAACUCAGCUCUGCAAAUUCAGUCUCAUGCUCCUGGAAUUCCUUCAAUAGCUGCCUUCCUCGCCACAGACCUUUAUGCCUCUCAGUUAGAAAUCUUUUGCAACAGUCUUGCCGAAAGCUAGAGCUUGGACUGAAAGAGAAGAGUUGGAUCAUGCUUCCUUUGCUUUAAACCUUAGCAGAAGCUAAGGGCUGUUUUGCACCAAGACACUUGUUACAGGUAAAUGUAUAGUUCGGAAUGUCUCAGUCUAAAGGGUGAGACAGAAGUUUGGUUUUUCCUUGCCUCUGUGUGAAAAUAGGUCCUAAAUGAAUGGCUUACUUCACUGCAUUAGACCCCAUAACUGGUCUCACCAGACACUUUGUGCCCAGCUGUCACUCUCAGCAGCUUCCUUGCAGCAGAGCAGGGCUGAGGGUGAGGGGCUAUGAAUGUUUGUAUGUUUGACAGGGCAGGGAAAAUCUUAUGCUGCUCCAUCAUAAACUGACACCAGUGCCCAGCAAUCACCUUCUCCCUCUUUCCUGUCCCUAGAUGUAGAGGUCGGACCUCUGGACCAGCUGACACUUGGGCUACUGCUGGGAGGCCUGGGUGGUUUUUUUCUUAAAUAUAUUUUGUAAUACUGUACAACCAAAUCUAUCCUCCCAGGCCCUGGGACCUCAUGGGUUCCACUGAUUGAAAACAUUUUCUCUUCCGUGGACUUUAGUUUAAGCCCAAUAGGAAAGAGAAAUGGGAAGGAGAAACAGCACCAUCCUUCUUCCAGGCCCUUGACUGCUCGUUUGCACUGGGCCAAGGUUUGUACCUAUCACACCAUGCAUGACUCAGACGCCCUCAGGUCCCUUUCUCUAUGGUAUGUAUCCUGUGUGUUUGGGUUGAAGCACUACCUGAUAUUAAAUGAAGGAUAUGGAGA